AAUUGAUUUCAGGCAACUAGAACAGACGUGGCAAACAGAGGAUCGGAUAAGACGUUGUCUUCCCUCCGGCGAAAGACCACUAUAUAUACACACACAGCACAAAAUAAUCGAAUUGUACGUAUAGGCUGUUUAAAGCAAUGGGAGCAUCACCAUUGUCUCAAAUUAGCUGCUGCUACAGUAGCAGUAACUCCAUUUCAUCCCUCUCGCAACUCCACUCAUCGGACUUUCCCAGUCGGAAAUUAUCGCCGGCGUUUUCCGUUACCUGCGCAUUGUCACGGCGAGAGAGCAGCCGGAGAUUAGUCUCCGUCUCUCUGUUCUGUCUCUAUUGCACUUCAUCAAUUCCUAAACUUGCUGUGGCUGGUGGACUUGACAAGUACUUGAAAAGGAAAAAGCUCGACCCGCUAGAGGCUUAUGUUCCUGCCGUAAUAUUGACACAGUUGCAGAUUGAAGACUUGGGAAAAAUUCUGGACGUUGAUAAACCUCAGUAUGCUACAUACCGUAAUCUAUUACGAUCUGGCCCUGCAGCAUCUCUUCGUGUUAAUAUCCGAGCUGUGGCCCAAUAUGCAGCUGAGGCUGGAUAUGAGAAAACUGCUUACAGUAAUGUUGAUCAGUGCCUUGGUGCAUUGGAAGAACUAGAUUCAUUGCUUCUGCGUGCAUCAAGAAACGAUGGAGAAACAUCAAUUAAAUCAAUGAAGUUGAAGAUUGAUAUUGCCGUGGAUGCAUUGAACAGCCUUCUUAAAACUGUUCCCUCGGAGGUGCUCAGCAAAGGAAAGGAGGUAGCUGAUGCAUACUUGACCCCAGAAGAAAGUGUCCCAACUGAUAAAUUGGACCCUGGUUUGAAGCAGCUGGAAUCUAUAUUAUGAGGCUUCCCUAUAUGUACGAGUAUACAUAUAUGUACAAUGUAACAUACUAUAUCAUAAAGAAUCUCUAUAUGAAUAGAAGGUUAGUUGAGUUCGAUGCUGGAAAUAACAUCUUUUGUCUAUAUGAAUAGUUGCAUUUUUUAUUUGAA
Molecule: messenger RNA, 1009 nt
Organism: Daucus carota subsp. sativus
Lineage: Eukaryota; Viridiplantae; Streptophyta; Magnoliopsida; Apiales; Apiaceae
Exons: 7
Coding region: 138-863 (241 amino acids)
Source: RefSeq, a predicted model, not a curated record